AUGAUAUGAUGAAAAUGUAUGUUCUCAAUCGAGUACGGGAAACGGGAAAUGAGAAUAGUCGAAAAGCGCGUGGCAGAAUGUUUCUAGUCUCAUCAUCCAAUAUAUAAGUGAAAAACAGUGUCACACCGCAGUCACACUUUUUUUUACCAACCCUCGAGUGAAUAAUAGAGACAAAAUGAUAGGACAAUUUGAAAAAAUCAAAGGAGGAAACGCUGAGAUGACUCAAUCCAUGCAAAUGAUAAUGUUUUUCAAACAUAAUAAAAGAUAAAGCAUCUUUGAGGAAGAAUGCAAUCAUGAGAAUCCAUGUCAACCGCACAAAGAUGUCAAAACGUCUGAGCUUGUAUGGACUGGUUGGCCUGACGUCUCUCUGCAUUUUCUUUUUGGCCUUUAGUCAACGUUAUAGCGGAUAUCUUGAGCAUCGUCUGCAGCCAGUCAUAUCGGAAGUUCAAGUGAGGCCACAGAUUAUCAAAAUUCCAGAUCCAGUCACGGAGUUGGCUCGAAAUGAAAACUUACUGUCGCUCAACGAUAUCACGAAUCUUGAGAUCAACCGGGUCCUCGAUCUGCAAAGAAGAUCUAUAGAAAGAGAAAUGUAUACCUACGAUUAUCCAAACGGAAAAUAUGGCGUUAACGUUAGUUCACUGGACGAUCUUGUUAUGGAAAGAGGCGGCAGACCAAUGAGAAGCGUAAUACUCACGAGUUGGCGGAGCGGCAGUACUUUUCUCGGUGAUGUAAUAAACGCUCAUCCAGCGAGUUUUUAUCAUUAUGAGCCAUUAUUGCACUUCGGAAUCGUCCAAGUGAGAGAGCCCGAAUUGGCGAACGAAGCUCUCGAAAAUAUCUAUGCCUUGUUCAAGUGCGAUUACGACAAACUCCAAAAUUAUUUAGAUUACGGGAGAAAUGGUCGUCCAUGGGUGUUCAAUCAUAAUACCCGCCUGUGGCAGCAAUGUCAAAAUCAUAAAGAAAUUUGCUGGGAUUCCCGUUUCGUCUCAAAGUUUUGUCGAUUGUUUCCAUUUCAAUCAAUGAAACUGGUUAGGUUGAGACUCAAAGUGGCUCAAAUAUUCCUAGAAGAAGAGAGUUUGGGAGUCCGAAUGGUCUUGUUAAUUCGAGAUCCGCGAGGGUUGUUGCAAUCUCGAAAACAUCGUGGUUGGUGUCCUAGUAAUCCAGACUGCUCCGAUCCAUCUCUCGUUUGCAAUGAUAUGGUGUCGGAUUUCAUGGUAUCCGUCCAACUCGCGAAAAAAUACCCGCAAACCUUCAGAGUCGUCAGGUAUGAAGAUCUGUCGGUGGAUCCGUUCACGUACGCCAGAAGCUUGUACAAAUUUUACGGUUUGGAUCUUCAUCCGAACGUUCAAAAGUACCUAGAGACGCAUACAAAAAACGACGUCGGUGGUCUCUGGAGCACAUAUAGAAAUUCGAAAACAGCGCCGUUCCACUGGCGCAAUGAUCUCGAUUACGAGGAGGUCGAGGAAAUUCAAAGUGUUUGUUCUCAUGCUAUGAAACUGUGGGGUUACGUGCUGGCCAUGAAUGCAACGCAUCAAAGAGACUUCGAUCCGAUAACAAAUUACUCCCUGGAUUUGUGACCAACAUGGUUGCGAUGGUGCCUAUUUCUGUUAUUGACUAUCCAACAGCAGCAACUCCCACGUAGAUACUCAAUUAUCAAUAUUCAUGAAUCUCGUUACCAAGGGUCUGCACCACAACAACAAAAACACUCCAAUCAUUCUCGACCUUUAGUAAUAAUGACGCUCUCACCGAAUAUUCGUAUUUCUACUCAUCGAUAGUGAUAAGACAUUUUUAUUUAAUGAACGAGAAUUACUCUAAUCGGUAACAUUACAUUUUCGAGUUAGAUUAUAACUUUAUUUUCACUUGUUGAGUCAGCAUUUCUCACAAUGACGAAAUUUUUUAUUUCAACAGCAGAACUCGCGAACAUUUUCAAUGUAAACACACUAAUAAGAUUACUCUAAUAUUCUGUUCUUCCUUGACAUGGUAACAUUCCAUCUCCAAGUACGACAGUCCUGAGGAAUAACACUCGAAAAAAUUCUUCAGUUUUUACAUUAGUCAGUGCAAUUUUUAUUAAAGAUUGUUUGUCAAAGGGAAUGCUGAACGCCACAAAGUCCCGUGUCGCAUUGUUUUUAGUUACUUUCAUAUUAAGGAAAAAACUAUGAAAAAAGGGAGAAUUAAUCACUACAAAUAAAACUAAUUUUUUAGACCAGUGUACUUUAGAAACUAAAUGAAUGGACGUAUCAUAGCGGUACUAUAAUACUAUUAAUAUUAUAAUUAUUAUAAGUAAUUCGACAAUGUCGAGAAUAAUUUAGAAAUUCAUAAAAUGUCCGAGUGUCCGAGUUUUUUUCUUCAUCGAAAUUCCAGAGUCAGGCUUCUGCGGGGAAACAAUCUCUAUCUGCGAGAUCCCGUUCGCAUUCGAAUACGAAGAAAUUCUGUGUACUACUAGAGUGUCGCACAGUACUGCAUUUUCGAUUCAACAAGGUCAGAAUUGUCUGUUUGAGUAGUUAAAAAAACAGAGUCACAAUAUUUUAAAUUUUGGCCCCAUAAUCAAACAACCAAAAUAAAAACAAGUAGUUUUCAGUGUAUUGACGACCGAAUAAUGCUGUUAAUUUUUCGCAAUAAUUAUUCUAGUGAAAACAAUGAAUCUCAAAUCUCACGUCAAAGCUACUUAUUAGUGGCAGAUCUGCAGUAGCAAUGUCAUUAAUAUCUAAUGCUAUUUAACAAUUUCGUUAUACUCGGGCAAUUGGGCAUUCUCGAUAGUAAAACUAAUCAAUUACUGGGACUGCAAGGUUUCACGAAAAAAGUUACGUUAAAAUUUCUCUAUGGAUAUUUGAUAAAAAUGCACAUUGUUUAUAAAAAUGACUUAUGAAUAAGAUACACUUCUAAAUGAA
Messenger RNA from Venturia canescens, 2885 nucleotides. Its product is annotated as carbohydrate sulfotransferase 5-like. The coding region runs from base 294 to 1574 and encodes 426 amino acids. Gene Ontology annotation, molecular function: N-acetylglucosamine 6-O-sulfotransferase activity. The transcript is spliced from 9 exons. Lineage: Eukaryota; Metazoa; Arthropoda; Insecta; Hymenoptera; Ichneumonidae. The record is from RefSeq and is a predicted model, not a curated record. Gene Ontology annotation, biological process: sulfur compound metabolic process; N-acetylglucosamine metabolic process.